GAAGUCCUUUGGAGAGAGAAGGAUAUGGCGGCGCUCCGAGUGGUCGUGUUGUCCCGGUGCAGCAGAGGUUUUCUCUAUACUGCAAACAGGGUGCAGACGCCGCGGGCCAGCAUGUCAUUUGCCAGCCUCCCAAAUAGAAGGAAGUUGGCAUUGACCACACUGGGAGUUUUAACUACCGGAGGAGCAGGACUGGCUUUGAUGCUCCAUCAGUCUGUUAAAGCCUCGGAUCUAGAGCUGCAUCCUCCUUCUUACCCCUGGAGCCACAAUGGCUUACUUUCUGCCCUUGACCAUGCCAGUAUCCGCCGUGGGUAUCAAGUCUAUAAGCAAGUGUGUGCGGCAUGCCAUAGUAUGGAAUACCUGGCUUUCCGAAACCUGGUCGGAGUCUCUCACACGGAGGAGGAGGCUAAAACAUUAGCUGAGGAGAUUGAAGUUGUGGAUGGUCCUGAUGAGUCAGGAGAGAUGUUUACUAGGCCUGGAAAGCUUUCAGAUUACUUUCCUAAACCUUACUCCAAUCCUGAGGCUGCUCGUGCUGCAAACAAUGGAGCUUUGCCUCCUGACCUCAGUUAUAUUGUAAAUGCCAGGCAUGGAGGAGAAGACUAUGUUUUUUCACUCCUUACUGGCUACUGUGAUCCUCCAGCUGGUGUGUCUUUAAGAGAAGGACUUUAUUACAACCCUUACUUCCCUGGCCAGGCAAUUGGGAUGGCGCCACCCAUUUAUAAUGAGGUCCUUGAAUUUGAUGAUGGAACCCCAGCCACAAUGAGUCAGGUAGCUAAAGAUGUAUGUACCUUCCUGAGGUGGGCUGCUGAGCCAGAGCAUGACCAGCGCAAACGCAUGGGACUAAAGUUACUAAUGGGUUCUGCUAUUCUAAUUCCGCUGGUCUACUACCUGAAGAGACACAAAUGGUCUGUACUGAAGAGCAGAAAAAUUGCCUACAGACCUCCUAAAUAAAGCUGGUCUGCUGCCUUGAUUGUCUGUUUUCUUUAUUAAAAUGGAUAAAACCCCUGAUUGACAGUUGUCAGACAUUCUCAGCUCCUUACUAUCAAAAUGAGGAUAUUCUAGUCUCCAAGUUUUGUUAAGCCACAUUCUGCAUUUCAUACAGAAUCCAGAACUAACUUGACCUGUAUUGUGUUUUACUGUAUAAAAAUAAAUUAUCUGAACAAA
This is a messenger RNA of Trichomycterus rosablanca, 1161 nucleotides long. It is a transcript of the gene cyc1, whose product is annotated as cytochrome c1, heme protein, mitochondrial. Gene Ontology annotation, biological process: mitochondrial electron transport, ubiquinol to cytochrome c. Bases 25 to 948 code for a protein of 307 amino acids. Gene Ontology annotation, molecular function: heme binding; electron transfer activity. Lineage: Eukaryota; Metazoa; Chordata; Actinopteri; Siluriformes; Trichomycteridae. The transcript has 7 exons. The record is from RefSeq and is a predicted model, not a curated record.